ACCACCAUUCCCAGCGAGCUCCGCGCCUGAGCCCGGCCGAGCGGCGACAUGGCGGCGCCGGGAGCGGGGGACCCAGUGGACGCCAAGGAUGGAAAGGCUCCAUUAGCUCAGCGUAUCGACCCAACUCGCGAGAAACUCACUCCCGCGCAGCUGCACUUCAUGCGGCAGGCGCAGCUCGCGCAGUGGCGGAAGACGCUGCCGCAGCGGCGGACGCGGAACAUCGUGACCGGCCUGGGCAUCGGGGCCCUGGUGCUGGGCAUUUAUGGCUACACCAUCUACUCCAUAUCCCAGGAGCGUUUCCUCGAUGAGCUGGAAGACGAGGCCAAAGCUGCCCGAGCCCGCGCUCUGGAAAGAGCAGCGGUACCCUGAACCUCGGCAUCGCCUGUCUUCAACCUGCCGGAGCCACGUGGAGCCCUUCCCUGGCGGAGGCUGCCCCAUGCCCUGUGGAAACUGACACCUUCGCACACCAUACCUGGCCCACUUACUCACUUUGGACCACGACUGGGCCCAAGAAGCAAGACACUGAAUUUGGCCACUGUCAGUGUGCCAGUCAUUUCCCAUGCACUGUACCCAGCGACUAAGCCCUUGUUUGUUUCCUUGUUUGAGAGGUAUGCGGCUUUGGCUUCCCCCAAACUUCCUGAGUUUGUGGUUUUUCCCCCUUCUCCUCCCAGGGCCCCGGUGGCAGCCCUGUGCAGUGUUGGAGCCUAAAAUGGGAAAGAGUUAAGAACAAUAAACUUGAGUCAUCUCCCCUGGA
This is a messenger RNA of Octodon degus (degu), 754 nucleotides long. RefSeq names its product cytochrome c oxidase assembly factor 3 homolog, mitochondrial. Gene Ontology annotation, biological process: mitochondrial respiratory chain complex IV assembly. Bases 49 to 369 code for a protein of 106 amino acids. Gene Ontology annotation, cellular component: mitochondrial inner membrane. The transcript has 2 exons. The record is from RefSeq and is a predicted model, not a curated record. NCBI's taxonomy places the organism in Eukaryota, Metazoa, Chordata, Mammalia, Rodentia, Octodontidae.